Notodromas monacha is the source of this 324-nucleotide messenger RNA. The record is from the annotation of a GenBank genome assembly. NCBI's taxonomy places the organism in Eukaryota, Metazoa, Arthropoda, Ostracoda, Podocopida, Cyprididae.
AUGUUCCGUUCGGCUCUGUUGCCCGCGUGCGAUAAGAACGGUGCGAUGUUCCGAGACCACUUUCACUUGUUCAGGCGCUGCUCGCUGGAUGACAUGUUAGCGGCGCAUCGUGGCAUCCGCAGUUCGUUUGAGCAGUUGUGCGCUGAUCGCGUUACGAGGAAGUGGAAAUUGCUGACGCAGUAUUUGGGCGUUUUCUCACAUGCUUGCUUGGUGUUUUCAGGAGUGUUGUCUCGCAAGCGCGUCGCAGCUGCCCUGGAGAGCUCAGCUAUGAUCGACAAAUAUGCCCGUCUGUUCUUUGUUGUCUCGAAUCCUCUCAAGUUCUGA